Hemicordylus capensis (graceful crag lizard) is the source of this 10296-nucleotide messenger RNA. It is a transcript of the gene EPG5, whose product is annotated as ectopic P-granules 5 autophagy tethering factor. Gene Ontology annotation, biological process: autophagosome maturation. The record is from RefSeq and is a predicted model, not a curated record. Gene Ontology annotation, cellular component: cytoplasm. The coding region runs from base 124 to 7809 and encodes 2561 amino acids. Lineage: Eukaryota; Metazoa; Chordata; Lepidosauria; Squamata; Cordylidae. The transcript is spliced from 44 exons.
AGAGGGCAUCCGGUCGCGUGACCAGCUGCCUUCCUGUCUGUGCAACAGCGGCAGCAGCCGCAACAACAACAAGAGGGAGGAGUGAGGAAGGAAGGAGCCGCCGCUGCCUCCUGCCGGGCGGGGAUGGCGGAGGCUGUGAAGCCCCGGAGCCGGGCCAAGACCAGCCGGGCCAGAGCCAAGGAAAAGAAGAAAAAAAGUGAAGAGGAAAGCGUUGAGUCUCGGGGCUUCCUUCCCAGUGUGCCUAGAGAUCGAGAUGAGCCUUCUCACUCUAGCAGCACCCAGGUGGAACACCUUCCGGAGUCCAGAGUCCAUAAUCAAGCUAAUGAGGGAGCCAAGGUGAAUGAGUUUUCUGACAUCCCUCUGAGUGAUGAAGGACCCCCAGCAGCAACCCUAACAAAGCCUCAAACGCCGGUGGAAGAACUUCAAGCAAGUGCUGAGGAGGAGGAUGUUGAUAAAAAGCCAGCCAAUCCUCAGAGCCUUAUGGAAGCAGUCGUUAGUGAAGUGGCAGCCUGUGGCCUAUCAGAAAGUGGUAUUUCUCACACGCCUUCUUCAGUGAGAAGCAUCCAAGACCAAUCAACAGAGAACAUACAGCAUGUUGAAAAUCCUGUCCAUCCUUCAGGAGAGGCUCCUGCCACCAUUUCUGCCCCUGCAAGGGAAGUCCAAGCAGACACUCAGACCUCUGGUUCCAAAAUGCUGUAUCCAGAUCUAGCGCUGGAGUUACCCCAAGAGAGGCUACCAGUCCUGGCCAUCAAGCCACCGAAGGGAAGGCUCUACCCCGAGAUUCCAGUAGAACCAGAGCUGCUCCCUUUUACCAAAGAGCAGCUGAAGAUCUUUGAGCCGUAUUCCUGGCUGGAGAAUGUGGAAUUCUACAUGGAGGAGUUUGGGAGCAUUGCGCACCAAGACAGGCACGAGUUCUUCGAGCUGUUGCUGAACUACUGGCGCUGCCGGAAGCAGCUGCUUCUGGCCGAGGCAGAGCUGCAGAGCCUGGCCUUGGGUUGUCAAAGUGUCGAAGGCCGCCUGUGGACUUUUAAGGAUGAGCAGCAGUCUGUCCAGGGUGUCUGUGCUGAUCAGUGCAAAGUGACAGGCCACCAUCGCUACCAGACAGUCGAGGUGAACGAAGGUGCCUUGGGAGACCUGAAGAGGCACUUUGAGGCCAAAACGCGGCAUAUCCAUCAGCUGCUGGCCCUGCACUUGUACACCUCGGUGCUGUCCCGCCUGCAGGUGGAGUCUUACAUCUAUGGGCUGCUGACUGGCUCUUCCUUGCUGAAGUCGGUGGGCAUCCAGCAGCAAGAGCCAGCUCUUCAGCAGGUGGAGAACGUUUCCUCUGACCUGGGCCCUUUGAAGGAAUGCAUCAGUGUUCUCUUCAGCUUCACUCGCAGAGUCGUUGAAGAUCCGCAGUUCCAAAGUGAUGUGGUCUCGUGGCUCCGGAGGCUGGUCUCAGUCCUGCAGAGGGUUGGCUCUCCAGCGGACCAUCUCUUCCUCUUGAACCACAUCCUUCGGUGCCCAGCCGGUGUCCACAAAUGGGCGGUUCCGUUCAUCCAGCUUCGAGUUCUGGGUAACCCAUCUGGGGUCUUCCAUUUUAUGCAGUCCCUCGCUUUGCUUAUGUCUCCUGCCAAAAAUCGAGCUGAGUUUAUGUGCCAUAUGAAGCCAAGUGAUCGGAAGACCUCCUCUUCAUCUGAGAUGGAUUCUGGAAAUUGGACUUUAGUAGAUGAAGGAGGGGAAGAGGACGAAGAUCCUGAUACCAGCUGGGUCCUGCUUCUUGAGGAUGACUUGAUUGCACUUUUGUCACAGUUCCCGUUUCAUGAACUCUUCCAGCAAAUGCUUGGAUUUGAUUCUACAGGUGUUUAUGCUCUGGAGAAAACCACACCCCAAGAGAUGAUGAAGAUCUUUGCAUUUGCUAGUUCCUUAGUGGAGCUCUUAGCUGUGGGGCUGGAAACCUUUAACCGGGCCCGUUACAGGCAGUUUGUGAAGCGGAUAGGCCGCCUCAUCAGGAUGACACUUUGCUACGUGAGUGACCACUGGGCCCAAUAUGUCAGCCGUGCCAAAGACUGUGGCUAUGCAAUGCACCCUUACUCUGUUGAGAAACUGCAGAUGGAAUUUGAUGAGCUUUUUCUGAGGGCCGUCCUCCAUGUACUGAAGGCAAAAAGGCUGGGGGUGUGGCUCUUCAUGUCCGAGAUGCCAUAUGGAACGCUCUCCAGCAAGAUGCUUUGGAAGCUCUUCUCCAUCAUGCACUGUGCAGAAAGUGAGGAUCUGGAGAAGCUGUGUGCCACCCUGGAGCUUGCAGACUGCCAGCGCAAACUCAAAGACCCAGCCCACCUGGAGAACUUUGAGAAGUAUCUGCAGUCGAUGAACGGCUCUGAGGAAAUCUGCCUGCUGACCACCUUUGCCCAGAUGGCACAGACCAAGCGGGACGACUUGGAUGAAGACUUUGUCAGAGUCAUUGUGCUGGAGAUCUAUGAGGUGUCUUACGUCAGCCUUUCCACAAGAGAAACUUUUUCGAAGGUUGGCCGGGAACUCCUGGGAGCCAUCACCACUGUGCAUACCAGCAUGAUUUCAGUCCUGCUGGACCGAGUCAGAGAGACUAUUGGAAGGGUUGGCAUGGUUUCCCUUUAUUUAUUUAAAGAGCUGCCCAUGCAUCUCUGGAAGCCGUCGCCUUCAGAGGUGGCCCUGAUCCGUGACUGGCUGCUGAAUUAUAGUCUGACCGAAGUGGAGAACAAAUUAGCCUGCAUCAUCCUGGAAGGGCUGAACUGGGGACCUUGUGAGCAGGGAAGUCUUCAUCUGGAUCCAGCGGUCCAUACUGAAGUUGCGCUCAUGGUUUUAGAAGCUUACCAGAAGUACCUCUCUCAGAAACCAUACAGUGGGCUCAUCUCUGAAAGCAUCAAACAGGUCUCCUACCUGGCCAGCAUUGUGCGUUAUGGAGAGACUCCCGAGACCUCCUUCAACCAGUGGGCGUGGGGCCUCGUGCUGAGGCUGAAGCUGCACGCCAACGAUCAUGGCACGCAGCAAGGCUGGCCUGCGGUUCCACUCUCCAGUACGGUGCUUGAGCUGGCGGAGUCGCCCACCUUUCACCCGCUCCUGAAGGCGGUCCGAGCAGGCCUCCCCAUUGGCUGUUACCUUGCGCUGGCCAUGAUGACGGUAGGCCACAGCAUUGAGAAGUUCUGUGCUGAAGGGAUCCCCCUCUUGGGCAUUCUGGUGCAGUCGCGGCAUCUGAGGACCGUCGUUCAUGUCCUGGAUAAAAUCUUGCCGCUGUUCUAUCCCUGCCAGUAUUACCUGCUGAAGAAUGAACAGUUUCUCUCGUACCUCCACCAGUUUCUUCAGCUGGAUGGCGGCAUCCCCCAAGGGAUGACUCAGCAGGUGACGCACAAGGUGGCUCAGCACUUGACUGGAGCAAGUUAUGGCGAGAACCUGAAGCUGCUCAACAGCAUGAUUCAGAAUCACAUUUUCACAAGCAGCCAUCCCAACGGAGUCGGGCCAGCUGCGAUCUUGGAGUUCUGGGUCCAGGCCCUCAUCAGCCAGCCGCUCUGGCACAAGGAGAGAGCCACGCUCUGCCUGAUGGAUCACUUGUGCCAAGCAGCUUUUCAGUUUAAUCAAGAGGACUGCGUGCAGAAGCUGCUUUAUCAGCAACACAAGAAUGCUUUGGGCUACCACAGUGACAAGGGACUGCUCUCUUCCUUAGUCAGCUGGAUCGUGGCAGGCAACGUGACUCCUUCUUUCAUCGAGGGAAAUGCCAACUCUGCACAGGUUUGGUUUGCAUGGACCAUCCUGAACAUGGAGUCCAUCUUUGAAGAAGAUUCCCAGCUCCGUAGAGUUGUGGAAAGAGAGUUAGUCACUAACUCUUUAACUCCUGAUCAGGCUCUAAAGAAGGCCCAGGCCCAGCUGAAGCUGCCCAUUGUGCCUUCUCUUCAGCGCUUGCUUAUUUAUCGUUGGGCUCAUCAAGCCCUGGCUACUCCUGCAGAUCACCCCCUCCUUCCACUCAUCUGGCAGAAAUUCUUCCUCCUUUACCUUCAUCGUCCAGGGCCACAAUAUGGGUUACCCGUAGAUGGCUGCAUUGGGAAAAGGUUCUUCCAGAGUCCCUCCCAGCUUGGCCUGUUAAAUGAUCUGAAGCAGCGCCUGAUAGAGGUGGCAGAUUUCCACCACUCUGCUAGCAAAGCGCUCAGGCUGGAGAGCCCAGUGGAUGGCAACGAAAGCGCAGCGGAGAAAGGCAGCAGCAAGCCGGAUUACCUGACCUCCCCUGAACUGCACAAGGAGCUUGUCAGGUUUUUCAACGUGUGCAUGUUGUGGUUGGAAGAAGAGAGCUUCCAGAAAGGGGACACGUAUCUUCCCUCCUUACCGAAGCAAUACGAUGCCCACAGGCUUGCCAAGAUCAUGCAGAAUCAGCAGGAUUUGUGGAUAGAAUUUGUCAACGUUGAACGCAUACAGUACGACUUCCAGGAAGCAAUAAACUUUUGGCUUCAAGUCCGGGUAGAAUCACACACCACCUCAAGUGCUGCGUUGUCACAGACUGACUUCACUAACCCUUUGUUGGCCAAAAAGAGAAUUGUCAGCCGUUUGAAGAAGUACGAUGCACCCCAGCCCUCUCUUUCCCUCCAGCCAAUGAAAGCUCCUGUGCCUGACAUUUCUCCUGCCAGCCUGGUGAAUCAAAGAGAAGCCAAAGAGCUGACUCGUGCCAACCUCCGCAUCCUACAGCAGCAUGCCAAAUCUGCAGCACUCCGAGAGUCCCAGCAAGUUGCUUUCAACAAUGAGAUCUUGGAUACUCUGCCAAAACUUUAUACCAACAGAGAAGAACAAAUUACUCUUUCUCUGGAGUGCCGGGGAAGUUCUGGUAAAAGUUGCCAGGGAGCAGCUCUUGUGACAAUCCAGUUUGAAGGAAAGCACAAAAAUGAAGCUGUCAGCCAGCAGCUCCAUGCUUUGGAGAAAGAAGUGAAGCACCUGGAGGCAGAAGCCACCAAGCCGCCUUCUCUGAGUGUCGUGGAAGCCGCUGUCCACAUGGAAAACUUCAUCACAGCUUUAAUAAAUAUCUAUAAGCUUCAGCCAAUGCCUGGGAUUCACAGAGCUGGGAUCAAUCUGUUCUUUGCAAUGGUGGAAUUCGUGUGUGAUGAAACGCAGCGCCAUCCCCCCACAAGGCAGUUCUUCACCUCCUGCAUCGAGGUCCUGGGCCAGGUGUUUGUCAUGGGAACCCAGUCGGAGUGCCAGCCGGUACUCCAGACCAUUCUGAAAAACCGGCGGCUCUGCACCCUUCUCUCUCCUUACUUCACUCCUGUCGCCUCCCCCGAGGAGUUUGUGGGCCUGUAUGAGCAAGUGGUGUCUUUCCUCAGCGAGGAGAACAGCGACGACAUCUUCAUGCUGCUCUCAAAGUUUGACCUUUCCCAGUGGCUGCAGGGCUCGAAGCCCCGACUGUCUGAGCGGACCAGACUCCUGGAGUCCAUCCACCUGGCUCUCAAGGCCUGUGGCUUUGAACCCGAGGCAGGCAUUUUGUUGCCCUUUUCCAUCUUCUGCAAACAUUGGACAUGCCUUCUUCAGUACCAGUUCCCUGACCACUACAGCAACUUCCUGAGGCUGCUCAUGCAAAGUUCUGCCGACCAGCUCCUGAGCCCUGACUGCUGGAAGGCGUCCCUCAACGCCUUGGGUUGCACCUCUACAGCAGCCAAGAAAGACAUCGGGAAAGAGGAGAACAACGAAAGCAUUGCCUUGCAAACAUCUCCUGAGGCAUUGCUGUCGGCAGAGCAGGUCAUGGAGACUCUGGAGUGGCUUUCUAACUUCUUCCUCAAGCUGCGCUUGUCCUCACGCGACUUCCGGAGCUUUGGCUUGUUCUCCAGGUGGGCUCCCUACAUCACCCAAGUGAGGCACUUGGUGGAGUAUCUCGUCAACCGGCUCGUGGACUCUGAAGCCUCCAACUUGUCACGGGAGCCAGUCGGCAGCAGCAGAGUUCUUGCAGUGCUGCACUCUUUGCAUUUGACCAUCACCAAACUCUUCAAACCUUGGAUUCUGGUUUUAGAAAGAGAAGAUGCAAGCAAGCAGCCCUGCUACCCGUGGCUGGAGAGUGACACGCCUGUUGCUUCCAGCAUGGUUCAGCUAUAUGCAGACAGCGUCCGUGUUCUACACGAAAGCUUUAAAGAGAAACUGCUGCCAGGCCAUCACGGGGCACUCUGGCUCCAUCUGAUGCACUAUUGCCAGUUGUGCACAGCCCCCAAAAUGCCGGAGUACAUUCUCUACACCUUCCAUAUGGCGUUCGGUCGCCUUCCGUGGAAGGAAAUGCACCCAGACCGGCACCUGAUGGAGGAAUUCUUUAAAGUUGAACGAGGCAGCCCCAAAAGCUGCUUCGUAUUCCUGGGCUCGGUUCUGUGUGAGGUCAACUGGGUCAGUGUGCUCUCGAAUGCCUGGAAUCCCAGCCCCCCUCCAGAAACUCACAACAUGAUUGUGUGUCUGCUCUACAUGGUGGUCCUGCUGGCAAAGGAGGAGCAGCUGAUCGCCAAAGAGGAGUCUCCACUGCUUAAUCUCCUCGGCCAGACCAGCUCCCUCCCAUGGCAGCUUGUGAGCAUUUUGUCUUAUCAGAGUGUCAUUGGCUACUUCAACAGCCACUAUCCACCGUCCAUCAUCCUGGCAAAGGAGCCUGCAGCUGAGCUGAUUAUCAAGCUCUUAAAGGCGUCUGCAGGCUUUGGAGCCUCUUCGGACAGCCACGCACAUCUUGAUGCAAGCCUCAAGUGCCAAGCCUAUGUUCGCCAGGUCAUCCAUUUUCUCAGCAUCCUGGAACAAAAUGGGAAAAUAUCCUUGUCGGCUCUGGAACAGGAGAUGUCCAAGCUGCUGGAUGAUAUCGUCAUCUUUAACCCACCAGACACAGACAUGCAGACACGCCACCUGGCCUUGAGCGGCCUCUUCACUGAAGCCCUGAUGAUGAUGAACAACGCUAGCGUUUCUACAGCAGAGUCUCUCCGGGUCAGCUUACGAGGCUGGAUUGAUGGAGCCGUGCAUGGCUUAGGGGUGAUGCCCCUCCUCACAGCUGCAUGCCAGAGCCUAGCAUCUGUCCGGCACAUGGCAGAGACCACGGAGGCUUGUGUUGCUGCCUAUUUUAACGAAGACCCUUCCCUCAGCCAAGAUUUGGGCUGGGGGCCCAUCGUGGCUGCUUUGCAAGUCCCUGAACUCACGGCGGAAGACUUCCUGCAGGAGUGCCUUUCUCUGGGGAGCUACCUGACUCUCUACGUCUACACGCUGCAGCAGUUAAACAGUGAGCAGACCCUGAGCCAUGAGAUGCGUGUGCUGCUGACCCUGAGCAAGUGGCUGGACCAGGUCUAUCCCAGCUCUCCAAAGGAUGAAGCCAAACUCUUCCUUUGGUGGCAUAAAGUGCUGCACCUCUGUCUCCUCCAAGUGGAACAGGAUGAUGCCAUCCUGAUGGAGUCGGUCGUCCGGAUAUUGCUGUCCCUACAAGGCAGGCAGAACCUGCUGGCCGAGGAGAGACUCACGUCUGGAAUACUGGGUGCUAUCGGACUGGGCAGGAGAUCUCCUUUAUCAAACAGGUUCCGUGUGGUAGCCCGCAGCAUGUCGGCCUUCCUGCUGGUACAGAUUCCAGUGGAGAACCAGGUCCGAUUGCAAUCUGGCGUGGAACUGCAGCUCUCUGCCAAAGCUCUGCAGGCUCUGAGUGCUCUUGACUGCAUGGCUUCCAACAAACAAUAUGCGGAAUAUCAGGAGCAGAUCUCCCAGGCUGCCCAGUUUAUCAAGGACCCUCGCCAUUGCCUGCGGGAUGGGACUCAUCUUCUGGCUAUCCUCAUCAACACUUUGUUCGCCGAAGUGCAUUACUUGGAUGCCAUCCGGUAGCAAGAAGCUAGCACAAGUGGCCCCACCUCGCCCCACCCCUUGACUUCAGUUUACAGGGGACAAUGACAUUGCACAAAUUAUGAGCGCUCACAGGGUUCUCUUUCACCAAAGGGGGUGGGAGGGUGGGGGAAGAGAGAGGCUUGCCCGAAAACAAGCCCGGACUUCCAGAGCUCUGCUUUAAAGUCUGUGGGAAUCACUUGAGUGUAGGGUUUUGGGGUGGCCUUUGUGUGCGCGUGCAUCGAGCCUUAACAAAGCAACCCCGCAUCUGUGCUUUUACAUGACCCCCUAUUCAUGGGGGCUUGCAUGUGACAACCUCAUGUUGGAUUGUGCUCCAAGGCUGUAAGGUAGGGGUUCUGGAACCUGGGCCCCCUCAUGUUGUUGGGCUACAACUCCCAUCAUGCCCUGUCAUGGCAGGGGAUUAUGGGAGUUGUAGUCGAAAACAUGCAGGGGGGCAGGUUCUAGAACCCCCGCUGAAGGGGGUUCUGAAGUUUGAUGUUCACCAUUUUGGAGAUGAUGCAACUUGACUUUAUGUAGGCGUGUUCUUCAGCACUUUUUCUACUCAUUUUGCUCGUGUGCCUUCCCCCCCCCCUUUUUCUUUGGCUGUGAAUCGUGUGGGCCAAUACAGACUCGGUGGCUGCAUCUGAUCAGAAUUUUGGACUAUUCUUGAACUGCUGCCUAAUUAUUUUCCAUCACCUUUUCCUGGCUAUUUGUGAUUGUUUAAUGUGAAAAAAACCUCUCAUUGACCUCUGCAAAUGAGACAAACCUCAGAUAUCUUUGCCCUUUCCAUGUAGAGCAAAAAUAGAUUUAUUUAUUUAAGGAUUUGGAGGGUGGGUUGAGUGGGGAGAACUUCCCUAAAUUACAAAAGUUAUUUCCUUAUCAUGUGCUUUGAAUUAAUCACUUGUUUUCAUGUUGCCUUAGUUACAUGCAAGAAAUAAUAGCAAGAAAGACAGUUUCCUAGAUUUUCAGCAACACGGAGAAGACAGCUAUGUAUAAAUUACAGGAAUUUACUAAAAUUUACUAUUUACUAAAACUUACUAAAAAUAAUUUAAUGAAGAUCAUUAUGGUUUCCCUGUUAUGCUAAAUUUUGAUUGGACUACAUAUAUUGACAGAGUUAGCAAGCUUUCACAGGGUUCUUCUGACGUGGAGAGAAUCUCUGUUUAACUUAAAUGUUUGCUGUUGAUUCCUCAUCUGAAUCAUUUUGGAUUUUUUUUGGUCAAUAGCCCCAAACAAAUUAUAGUUAGAUUAUCCCUUACCUUAAGCUAAGAUGACUGACUUGUGAUCCUACAUGGAAGUAGGUUCUGUAGAAAUUAACUUAGAAGUUAAUGUCAUUAGGGCAGGGUAUUAGUCUUUCAAAAGCGCCUAUGUGGUUUUUCCUGUAUUCCUAUCAUGGAGGUUUCCAGUGACACUCCAGAAUGGUCCAUUUAUGUCAGUUGCCUUCUGUAGUUUUUGCAGUGUUUUCAUUCAUCACAGUGUGUAUGCUGACUUUCUAAAGCUGUGUUUCCUGGCUGAUUGAUUAUCCAAUUAUCAUUGCCGCCUUUGAGUGCAUUUUCUAAGAUCUUCUUUCCCUACCUGCACACACCCGUUUCUUUUCAGCCUCUAAUCCAAUGCACAUUUACCUGGUAGUAAGCACCAAAGAACAUUUACUUCCGAGUAAAUACGCAUAGGAUUGUAUUGUCCAUGGGCCCGAUGCAGCCAUCCCAACUGCAUUGGCGGAAACUGAGAUGAUGAAGCAGCUACACUUUGGAAUUGCACCUCAGAUCUCUUCCUAAUUUCUUGUCAUAUUUUAUUCCCUUGAAUAGGUUCUGGCAAAUGCUUCAGGCAUAUUCUGUGCAUAGCUUUCCAUUUUUCAAAAACACAAGAACUACUCUGAGAAAUUAGUGAAAGUAGUACAUUUCUGCUUAAAAAUAUAAUCCCAUUUUCAUGGUUUGAGUUCGGCUUCCCAGGCGAGGUUUUAUGCCUGCAGCCCCUUUCCCAGAUCACCAGCAUCUUCCAAUUGCAAAUACAGUUGUAGCCUGAAUGACAGCUUUCAGCAAAUUAGUGCCGGAUUAUCAUUUUUUGAGACAUUUCCCUUUCUUGUUUUGCCAAAUUAUGCAAAUACAGUCUUUGUCGCGGGAUCUUCAGGAUUCGUUUUGUGGAUUAAGCUUCCAGAUAUGAAUGUCACGUUGCCCCUUUGGUAAACUAGUCCAGAUGUUUAUGUUUUAGAAGAUCUUUCUACAGACCUCACAACUGGAAUAUAUGGAGAGAGAGAGAGAGCUGCUUUUUUUUAAGAGGAAAAAAGAAGUGCUCUAUGGUGCUUCUUUUUCUCAACUCAGUGUUAAAGAUUUAAAGAACUCUGAAAAUGCAGAAAUAUUGUGUGUGUGCGUGCGCAUUUAGCAGAGUAGUUUUACUAUGGAAGCUAUUGUUUUGGCUGUGGGUUUUACAGAAUGUGUGUUUAUAAUGGUUUGUGUCUGCAGGAAUCACGUGAAAUAAACUAUGAGAAACACUGAA